Molecule: messenger RNA, 1712 nt
Organism: Oncorhynchus nerka (sockeye salmon)
Lineage: Eukaryota; Metazoa; Chordata; Actinopteri; Salmoniformes; Salmonidae
Product: whirlin-like
Exons: 8
Coding region: 9-1712 (567 amino acids)
Biological process (GO): sensory perception of sound; auditory receptor cell stereocilium organization
Cellular component (GO): stereocilia ankle link complex; cilium; plasma membrane
Source: RefSeq, a predicted model, not a curated record
AUAAGGGUAUGGCUGGCUCCCAGGUGACCCUGUCCAGCCCGGUGAACCAGAGCAGAGCCAUGCUGGAGGAACAGGCCCGCCACCUGCUGACAGAGACAGAGAGGCAGACCAUGGGCUACUACGUGGAGGAGUACCGAGACGGACACAUAGGGGUGGAGCAGCUGGUCUUGGCCCUGUUUGAACUGCUCAACACACAUGCCAAGUUCGCCCUGCUAUCAGAGGUGCGUGGCGUUGUAACUCCCCAGGAUCUGGAGCGUUUCGAUGGGAUGGUGCUGCGCCACGAGAUCCAGGCUUUGGAGGCUCGGCAGGGGAGUGCCUGUGCGGCCGCUCUCCACUCUGACUCCAUCUCUAUGGUCUCCUACCCAGAUACCCUGGCCUCCUCGUCAACGAGCUACAUGACCUCCACCACCCUCAGUUCUGCACGGGUAGGGCGACUGGGUUGGAGUGGACCCACUCUCUGUCUGUCUGUCUCUCUCGCUCUCUAUCUCUGUCGGUCUGUCUGUCUUGUCUGCCUACCUGUCUGUAUGACUUUCUGUGAAAGUCUGAGUCAUUCAUCUUUCCCAGUUGUCACUGAUGCCUCGAAGCAGACCUCUUGGAAGUUGUCCCUGUUUGAUGAGUUAUCCACAGACGACGCAAUCGCCAUUGCACUGCACACUGUCCUUACCCACCCGGACAAAAGAAAUGCAUAUGUGAGGAUACUGUUCAUUGACUACAGCUCGGCCUUCAAUACCAUAGUGCCCUACAAGGUCAUCACAAAGCUCACAGCCCUGGGUCAGAACUCCUCCCUAUGCAACUGGGUCCUAAACUUCCUGAUGGGCAGCCCCCAGGUGAUGAAGAACUGCGUGGCCUCACACAGUUCCAACUCCACCAUCAUGUUCGCUGAUGACACGCCAAUAGUAGGUCUGAUCACCAACAAUGACAAGACAGCCUACAAGGAGGAGGAUGAGGUGCAUUCCACAUCCGAAUCUCCCCCCACCUUCAACCCCCCACCCCCUCCAGGUAUGCAGAGGCAUCCCAGCAGACGAGACCAGGUCAAAAAACGCCCUUCCUCCGAAUCCUCUUAUUCUGGACUCUACUUCACCGCCCCUGCCCAUAACCCACCCAAGGACCAGAGGGGGAACCAAGGGUCCCCCUCCUCACCCAAGGUCCCCCUCCAAAAGGAUUUCUCUGUCCCCCAUAAGAGGGAACCCUCCGUCCCCCAUAAGAGGGACCCCUCUGUCCCCCAUAAGAAGGAGAUGGCAACUUCCAAGUUUUCCAUGGUCAACAAGCACGCCAUAGGCCCCUUCCCUAGAGUCCACCCGGACAAGGCCUCCUCUGGCUCCAACAAACAGCACUUUGUCAUGGUGGAGGUCCACAGGCCCAAUGCAGAGUCUGACGUCAACGAGGUGCGGUCCCUGCCCCAGUCACGAGGUGCCACCCUGUCCCAGCUGUCAGACAGUGGACAGACACUGAGCGAGGACAGCGGGGUGGACAUUAGCGAGUCGGGGCGACUCAGCAGGGAAAGCAGUCCCCACACACGCCCCCCACGAGACCCCAAGGGGGCACGUGGGGACAGCACCGCCAAACCGCCGGGUCUCUUGGAGCGUACCUCCACACUGGUGAGGGUGGCAAAGAGUGCCAGCACCCUGGGCAUCGCCAUCGAAGGAGGUGCCAACACUCGCCAGCCCCUGCCACGCAUCGUCACCAUACAGGUGGGUCUCAAACAGCCUUGA